This is a messenger RNA of Oncorhynchus nerka (sockeye salmon), 4880 nucleotides long. RefSeq names its product leucine-rich repeat-containing protein 74A. The record is from RefSeq and is a predicted model, not a curated record. NCBI's taxonomy places the organism in Eukaryota, Metazoa, Chordata, Actinopteri, Salmoniformes, Salmonidae. The transcript is spliced from 13 exons. Bases 104 to 2047 code for a protein of 647 amino acids. Gene Ontology annotation, molecular function: protein binding; calcium ion binding.
CCAGUGCAUAAUGUGGGAAGAGCCAAAGUCAUAACGGGAAGUAAAAUACAAAUUCAACAAACAUGUUUUAGACCGGGAGUAUGUGACUGUUAGGACAGAGAAGAUGUCUGUCCUAUCGCUCGAGUCCCUCUGCCUAGCAGAUAAUGACAGUCCGUCCUCCGCAGAAGACCUAGACCUGGAGGAUAAGUGGGAUACAGACCUGGAGGUUGAUGAGGUGAAAAAACCCAGUAAAGACACAUCGACUGCUGAGAUAUACCUGCAGGCCUGCAAGCUGGUCGGGGUGGUUCCUGUCUCCUACUUCCUCCGGAACCUAGGCACCUCCACCAUGAACCUCAACCACCAUGGCCUGGGACCUCUAGGGGGCAAGGCACUAGCCAUCGCCCUGGUGACUGACAUGCACAUCACCAACCUGGAGUUGGCAGACAACUACCUGCUGGCUGAGGGAGCCAGAUACCUUCUAGAGAUGUUAAAGGCAAAUUUCACCAUUCAGCAUCUGGAUUUGUCCAACAAUCACCUACAGUCUGAAGGGGCUGAGUGCAUUACAAAAAUGUUGCUCGAUAACAUUUCCAUCAAAUCCAUCAAACUUUCAGGGAAUGGAUUCAUAGAGGACGAUGCUAAAAGUUUUGCAGAUGCCCUGGCAAGCAACUAUAGAGUGAAGGAGCUGGACUUGAGCCACAAUCAGUUCUGUGGGAGAGGUGGGGAGCAUCUGGGCCAUAUGUUAGCAAACAAUGAAGCUCUGGAGGUACUAGACUUGAGCUGGAACCAUCUGAGAAUGAAAGGAGCUGUGGCUUUCUGUGCCGGCCUCAAGGUGAAUGUGACCCUGAAACACCUGGACCUGUCCUGGAAUGGCUUUGGGAAUGAGGGGGCCUUGGCUUUAGGAGAGGCACUGAAAUUCAACAACACUCUGGUGUACCUGGACCUCAACAACAACCGCAUCACCAACGAGGGGGUGGGCAUGCUGUGCAAGGGGCUGGAGGCCAACGACACUCUCAGAGCACUGAUGCUGGCUUAUAACUCUCUGACAGUGGAGGGGGCGCUGGCUCUUGUUACUGUGGUCAAGAACACCCCCAAAACUGCUCUGGAGGAGAUCAACAUAUCCAAUGUGUUGGUGAAUGAGAAUUUUGUGCAGCUGCUGGAUCUGACAUGCCAGGAGCAUCCCUCUCUAGAGGUGCAGUAUGCAGGGGUCGGGGGCUUUAUUGCUAAGAAACCACCCAAACGCCUUGACCCAAUGAAAGUAAUCCAGGAUUAUCUGGAUGAACGGAAGUUGCGUCUUUGGGACUUCUUUCGGAAAAUCGAUAAAGAUGGGACAAUGCGAGUGCCUGUGGCAGACUUCAGGAAGGCUGUGCAGCAAUCCAACAUCCCCUUGGAUCGAUACCAGAUUGAGGAGUUGAUUCAGAGACUGGAUCGUGAAAGGACAGGGAUGGUAGACUACAGGGGCCUGGCCGACACCAGGAAGCAGAUGAUGAGGGACCACCGGCGGCAGCUGCGUAAGGUGGAGUCCCGUCAGAAGAAAGAGAAGCAGAAGAGUGAGCGCAUCCUGAAGACCUUCCAGAGCGCCGUGGAGGCCAACACCCCCCGCAGUUCCAUGGUUAUGUCCCCAGGGGGCACCAAGGAGGACUCCAGUGGCCCCCAGCACUUCUCUGCCACCCCACUCAGCUCCUGGCACCACAUUGUCAUGUCCAACAGCAGCCGCUACUCUGUCACAAACCUGAGCAGUGAGCACAUCCACCUCCCCAUGCUAGGGGGCAGCACCCACCAACGGCCCACCAGUUCCCCCACCAUGCGCUCCUACUCCCAGCCCAACCUGAUGGAUGACUCCCAACGAUACCCCCAAUCCAAACCCUCCUCGGCCCAGGGGAUGCUCUCUGACUCCAACCCUGAUGUUGACCACAAGCUGAGCACCACUGCCAACCACCUGACCAGGUCCAGUCCAGCACUGAACUCCAAGCAGCCAGACACUAAAACCAAAACCACCAAAGUGAAGAAAAAAAAGAAACGCGUGGAUAAAACUCCACAUGAACAGAAUCAAACACAAUCAUCAAAGUGACUGCUGCUGCUGUGUCUUACUAUGCAGUAACCGCUCCACUGACCCAUCGUCAUACAGUGGGGCAAAAAAGUAUUUAGUCAGCCACCAAUUGUGCAAGUUCUCCCACUUAAAAAGAUGAGACCUGUACUUUACAUCAUAGGUACACUUCAACUAUGACAGACAAAAUUAGAAAAAAUAUCCAGAAAAUCACAUUGUAGGGAUUUUUAAUGAAUUUAUUUGCAAAUUAUGGUGGAAAAUAAGUAUUUGGUCACCUACAAACAAGCAAGAUUUCUGGCUCUCACAGACAUGUAACUUCUUCUUUAAGAGGCUCCUCUGUCCUCCACUCGUUACCUGUAUUAAUGGCACCUGUUUGAACUUGUUAUCAGUAUAAAAGACACCUGUCCACAACCUCAAACAGUCACACUCCAAACUCCACUAUGGCCAAGACCAAAGAGCUGUCAAAGGACACCAGAAACAAAAUUGUAGACCUGCACCAGGCUGGGAAGACUGAAUCUGCAAUAGGUAAGCAGCUUGGUUUGAAGAAAUCAACUGUGGGAGCAAUUAUUAGGAAAUGGAAGACAUACAAGACCACUGAUAAUCUCCCUCGAUCUGGGGCUCCAUGCAAGAUCUCACCCCAUGGGGUCAAAAUGAUCACAAGAACGGUGAGCAAAAAUCCCAGAACCACACUGGGGGACCUAGUGAAUGACCUGCAGAGAGCUGGGACCAAAGUAACAAAGCCUACCAUCAGUAACACACUACGCCGCCAGGGACUCAAAUCCUGCAGUGCCAGACGUGUCCCCCUGCUUAAGCCAGUACAUGUCCAGGCCCGUCUGAAGUUUGCUAGAGAGCAUUUGGAUGAUCCAGAAGAAGAUUGGGAGAAUGUCAUAUGGUCAGAUGAAACCAAAAUAUAACUUUUUGGUUAAAACUCAACUAGUUGUGUUUGGAGGACAAAGAAUGGAGAGUUGCAUCCAAAGAGCACCAUACCUACUGUGAAGCAUGGGGGUGGAAACAUCAUGCUUUGGGGCUGUUUUUCUGCAAAGGGACCAGGACAACUGAUCCGUGUUAAGGAAAUAAUGAAUGGGGCCAUGUAUCGUGAGAUUUUGAGUGAAAACCUCCUUCCAUCAGCAAGGGCAUUGAAGGUGAAACGUGGCUGGGUCUUUCAGCAUGACAAUGAUCCCAAACACCCCGCCCGGGCAACGAAGGAGUGGCUUCGUAAGAAGCAUUUCAAGAUCCUGGAGUGGCUUAGCCAGUCUCCAGAUCUCAAUCCAUAGAAAAUCUUUGGAGGGAGUUGAAAGUCUGUGUUGCCCAGCAACAGCCCCAAAACAUCACUGCUCUAGAGGAGAUCUGCAUGGAGGAAUGGGCCAAAAUACCAGCAACAGUGUGUGAAAACCUUGUGAAGACUUACAGAAAACAUUUGACCUCUGUCAUUGCCAACAAAGGGUAUAUAACAAAGUAUUGAGAUAAGCUUUUGUUAUUGACCAAAUACUUAUUUUCCACCAUAAUUUGCAAAUAAAUUCAUUAAAAAUACUACAAUGUGAUUUUCUGGAUUUGUUUUUCUCAUUUUGUCUGUCAUAGUUGAAGUGUACCUAUGAUGAGAAUUACAGGCCUCUAUCAUCUUUUUAAGUGGGAGAACUUGCACAAUUGGUGGCUGACUAAAUACUUUUUUGCCCCACUGUAUAUUAUUUUUACUGGAAAUAUUCAUAAUAGGUAUUAAUAAUAAUAAUUACAUAGAGUCCAUGUAUUACACAAAAUAAAUAUUAUUCCAGUAUGCAUGGCCACGUUUCAUGCAAACCUUAUUCUUACCCAGCUAAAUUCGAUGGUAUGAUUAUCUUUAGUUGUUGGGUUAGUUGUUGAAUUGAUGUGCCUUAGCUCAAUACUAUGAACUCUUUUGUUUAAGGUACCAUUUAGAUACCAUUUAGUACCAGGACUCUACCCAAGACUGUUCCUAACAACUCAUAUGGUCAUGAUACAGCUAUGGUCAAUGACCAUGUCGACUUUUCACUUGAGAUAUUUCUCUUUUGUACGAUUUAAAACUUUUGGUCUUGUGAUUGGUCAUCUGUGUUCUCUGUCAGAUCUCCUCCAUGCUGGUGGUCCUGACCCAGCUGGAGUGGUACAAUGAGAACCUGCUGCUGGUGACCCGUCGUGAGUACAUCAAGAUACAGCUCAAACUGAAGGAGUGUGAUAGGCACCACAACCAGAUCUUCAUAUAAUGAGGUGUAUUAGUACUUAUAUAAUGAUGUGUAUCAGCCAAAUGAAGGUCAGUUGUGGCUAAUAAGCAUGACUAUAUCUUAUAUAAAAUACUUUAAAUGUUUUUUUCCAUGCUGACAACAGUCCCUUAUGCUGAUAGCAAAUUCAGUUCCAAACUUAAAGUUAGAGGAAACGUAGUUUUGGACUGUAGACUUUGUUCAUCUUCAUGUACUGUAGGUAUCAAACAGUGUCACCAACAUUAUAGCGGGAUAUUGUGAUACUGUAUUAGGGGAUAAUCUCUCUCAAUAUGUAGCACAUUGUUAAGAAUUAAUUAACAAUAACCCCCUUCAUUCCUGAGUAUACUUAGUCUGCUCAUUAUUGAUAUCUAACCACAUAGAAAAUAAAACGUGUUCAAUUUAAUUUGAAAGUUUACAUGUGUAGACUACAGCAAAGUCUUGAAAAAACAAAUGAAUACUACGAUAGACCCAAUCCGCUUUGGCCAUCAUUUCCUGUAAAUGAAAGAAUAAUUUACAAAAGCCAUUUAUUAUAUCAGCAAUGUAUUAUUAUUCAAACAUGCAUAACAGUAUUGAUCGGACUAUGGAACUCUGCUUGAGUGAAUUAACUACUCAAAUGUGGUUCAUGGAAAAACUAGGGCAGAAUCAAACAC